GACGUGAACCAGCUGUACAAGGUUGGCUAGGGGCGUAUACUCUACUUACAUUGUACCGGCAGACGAUACUGAGUACGGGAUUACUGCCUGAAAAAUGCCAAAGCAAAAAUCAAAGAAGAACAACCGUCAUGUGCCUUAUGCUGUUGGUUUCAAACCACCCCCUGAACAGGCAAAGAUCAAAGCAAUUGGAUCUUGUCCAAUAGUUCCAGAAUUAGAUCCACAGUCCUCUGAUGGUUUUGAAUUUUUUCCUCCCAUUCCCCAGCCAACAAGCAUUGAUGACUGGCUUGCCCAGUAUAACGAGGAAGGACAGUCGUAUUGGGAUUAUCUUAAACAAAGUCCUUGGCUUUCAAAGAGAAAGUUGAAGUACAUGCCACAAUUAUUUGUGCACAAUGGAAGAACUAUUUUGGAGAAAUAUCCAAAUGGUAAAAUAUACCUGCUGCCUCUUGGUGACUUUACUGGUGAAAAUUGUGUUAAGUUUAAAUACUUGAUUGAAUUUUCUCAGAUCUACUUGGGUAUACCUGUGGUUGAAUUACCAGGAAUUGCCCUUGAAGAAGAAAAUCAUAAAAUUUUCUGGACAGAAAAUCCUGAAGAUCGACCAAUAUAUGGCAAGAGGUCAAGUGCUCGAAAAAGAAAAUUUGAAAUAAAUUCCAGAUUCCAUCCAGCAACAAAACGUAUACAAUUGAAAAUGGAUGAGACAUUAUUGCGUUUGAAGAGCCUUAUCCCAGCAGAUGCUAUCUGCAUGGUUGGCCUGACAAUGUAUGAUCUCUACGGAGAUGACACAGACCUUUUUGUAGCAGGAAUGGCAGCUGGGAAUCAUCGCGUUGCAGUGUUCAGUUUCAAUAGGUAUGACCCAGCUCUUACUUUUUCCAUUGAAAAGUGGUAUGACAUCACUUGUAACAGCUCCAUGAGUUCUAGUGAACGAAGAAAACUGAUUUUGCAACGAAGCUGUAAGCUGUUGGUUCAUGAAAUUGGACAUCUGCUGGGCAUCGAUCACUGUAUAUAUUAUGACUGCUGUAUGAAUGGAUCGGGCCACUUGACUGAGGACUUCAGACAACCCAUGCACUUGUGUCCUGUUGAUCUUCACAAGCUGCAUACACUAGUGGGAUUUGAUGUUGUCAGCAGGUAUCAAGCUCUCGCUAAGUUCUACAUGGAUCACAAAAUGGAUGAAGAACAUAAUUGGGUAAUUAAGAGGAUUGAAUUCAUCUUGAACCAAUCAAAAACAUGA
This is a messenger RNA of Ylistrum balloti, 1225 nucleotides long. RefSeq lists its product as uncharacterized. Bases 95 to 1225 code for a protein of 376 amino acids. The transcript is spliced from 2 exons. The record is from RefSeq and is a predicted model, not a curated record. Gene Ontology annotation, biological process: proteolysis. Lineage: Eukaryota; Metazoa; Mollusca; Bivalvia; Pectinida; Pectinidae. Gene Ontology annotation, molecular function: metallopeptidase activity.